Messenger RNA from Gregarina niphandrodes, 687 nucleotides. RefSeq lists its product as hypothetical. NCBI's taxonomy places the organism in Eukaryota, Apicomplexa, Conoidasida, Eugregarinorida, Gregarinidae. Bases 1 to 687 code for a protein of 228 amino acids. The record is from RefSeq and is a predicted model, not a curated record. The transcript has a single exon.
AUGCCGACCCUCGCGGCUACGGGCAGCGCCGACCCGCCGCCGCAGCUGCCGUCUGCCUUCGAAGAACACCGGUCGGGCAACAGACUUGGACAUCCCGUCAACGGACAUUUGGGCAGUGGUUCAUUCGGCGGUGGUUCGUUCGGCGGUGGUGCUUUAAACAGCGGUCCCUUGAACAGUGGUCGUCUGGGCGUUGCGGGGAACUCGGACCACUUUGGAGGCGGUUCCGGCGGUGAACACUACUCAGAGCACUUGGGUGCAGACCACUUGGGUGCAGACCACUUGGGUGUUGUUGGCGCAGGGAGUGGCGGUUCGGUGGCCGGUCAUGGACCGCGAAUGCAGCGGAGUACGGAAUUGAGUGUCCGGGACGUGUUGCCGAGUCGUACGGUGCCGGAAUUAGGGGGGCACACGCGGCCUCCAUUGCGCAAGUUCGCGGGCGAAGAGUUCAUACGUCUGCAACAACCCAAGGUGAUCUCGCCGGACUGGGGCUCUUGUGCCGCGUACGCCAAAGCCCACCGAUGCAAACUCGCCGACGGCGCCAUUUCCGACCACCCCGAUGACAGCGGCUUGGUCGUGGGCGUCGUCGUCACUGACGACCAGCUACUCGGCCAACUUGUCGACCAAGAAUUCAAAGCUUGCGACCCGACCGUUAAUAUACUUAAGUCUCUCAGCUCCUCCUAUUGCGAAUGA